Molecule: messenger RNA, 681 nt
Organism: Cooperia oncophora
Lineage: Eukaryota; Metazoa; Nematoda; Chromadorea; Rhabditida; Trichostrongylidae
Source: the annotation of a GenBank genome assembly
AUGAUCGUAAGUCUUAAGGAACUACGAACUAAAGCACCUCGUGCAUUCUCGAAGCAUCGUCGAGAUAAAAGACUGAGGGAUGAGGAUGUGGAGCGUAUGCGGAAAGAACGUCUGGCGAAACGAGCCAUGAGUCGCACCCCUUCACCAGAUGAAACUCUCUUGGGAGGUAUAAAGAAACGUGAACGAUCUCCUCUUGAGCGAAUAAAAAAGAAGGACAAGCAAAGCGAGAAUAGGAAACACGAUCCACCAAUAUCAUCGACAACACCUGAGCAGAUUACUGUAACGGUUGCGAAAAUGGAGAUGGUCGAGUCCGUAGAAGAAGGUGAUGCAACAUUCCUCGCUGAAAGUGAAAUCACCUCCUUCACCCUGGAUUCGCCUGCUGGACCACAAAAAUAUUCGAAAUUUGACAUGGCAGAGUACAGUGAUGUGGAAGUGGAACCUGAACCAGAGUUUGAUCCAUCAACGGCAACUUACGAAACGUUGACCGACGAGCAGAAAGCAUUGCUUUCUCCGGAUACAAAGAAACGUUUGGAAAAUGAAUGGCAAAAGCGACUGAUAGCUCAGUUACCUAUCUACUAUGCUUCAUUUAUGGGCUGCCGUAAUGUUGUUGAAUUCGACUGUGUAAACCGAGUGGAAGAAGGAACUUUUGGUGUAGUAUAUCGUGCUAAAAACAAGCGUACA